GUCACACAGAGUGUCGCACAGCUCUGGCUAGAGUCUAGCCUCUGCUGCUCUGGAAUCUGGUGCAACUUGCAAGCAAAGUGUCCAUCAUCAUCAUCUCUGUUUUGGGCCCAGGCUUCUUGAAGGGGCGGACCCGAAGGAUGCACUCUGCAAAGCUUGGCUUCUGAACGCUGCUCAAGGUUGGAGGUAUCUUCAAAGAGAAGGAAACCUAAAUGUGCGAGAGGCGGAAAACUGUACCAAGAGCAAGGGCCUUUGCUUAUCCUUGUCGAGCUUGAAUGCAGCGCGUGCCGUCAUCCGGGCGCUUGCCAGCGCUGACCAUCAACACUGAUCCUAUGGAGCACAGGCGCAGUCCUCUCAAGCUGCCACUUCACAGCAAGAGAGCAACUGGUCCUGAGGAUCCUGAAGGUGUAGAAAGCCCUCGGAAGAGACUGAGGUUUGACUUUGAUGGCUGGAAUGCGCAGCAAACCGUGAGCAAGAUGGGAAGCUCGAUCAAGGAGAAGGUUUCGGAGAAGCUGGAGGGGCUUCAUUGGCCGGGGGGGUGGCAUGCCAAGCUGUUGCUGAUUAUUCUGGGGCUGCUGAGCUGGGAGAUUACGAAGGCGGCACUUGGCAUGAGUUCUGGCAUGCUGGCACUCGGCGCUCUCCGCGAGGGCACCCUCUUCAGUACCCAUGGCCGGUUGAGCGCUGAGCUCGACAUGAUGCGCAUCAGAGCAGGAAACAGAAGUGAUGCGCACCGAGGCGUGUUCAGCGAAGAGAAGAAGCAGCUUCUCAAGGUGAUCGUGGGGCUGGAGGCGCAGAAGGAGCGACUGGAACGGGAGUCGCGAGAGGCGUCAGUACGGGCGUCUGCAUUCCAGGGGGCGUACGAGAAGGAGAAGGAGAAGUCUGCGGCAGCAAAGGAGUUGGAGGACGAAGUGAAGCGACGGGCGCACGAGCUGCAACAGACGAGAGCAGAAAUCGAGACGCGGCGGCAGGAACUGGAUCAGAAGAUCGCUGACUUCAACGCCUCGGCGAACGACUUUACAGAAGCAGACACCCCCUCCGAGACCGAACCCUCCAGAGCUUCCACCUCAGAGGCCCUGUCAGAGACGGAGGCGACAGCCGGCGCACUCGGAAACAGUCCACACCUGCCGAAACAGGGCCUCGUUUUCGCUGAGGUGUUCGCGGUGGACGAGAGCCAAGUGAAAGAGGACAUCUGGCGCAUGAUUGGGGACGUGCGCUUUGACGUGACGAACGCUGCGGCGGUGAUGUAUGCCCGCCAGCCCGCGACAGCCAGGGGGGUCAAGAUUGCCAGGCCCCACCCCCUCAAAACCGAGCCCGUCAUGCUCGAGUCCCGCGUCUCCCCCAUCCGACUGGAAAGCACCUCGGUUCCCGCCAACCGGGCAGAAAUGGCGCAGUGCACACAGCGGUUCAACGUCCCGGGGCUCGUCUUCUCGACCGGGGGAUACAACGGCAACAACUUCCACACGUUCAUUGAGGGCGUCGUGCCGCUGUUCAUAACCGCGCGGCAUUAUGGCGGGGAGGUCGUGCUUAUGAUAAGCGACUCGCACGACUGGUGGGUCGCCAAGUUCAAGGCGUACUUGCAAGGCCUGAGCAACUAUCCCAUCUUGCGAAUCGGACAGGAUGACGGCAUCCUCUGCUUCGCUGACGUCACCCUGGGUUUGCGUUACCACGGCAACCUCCACGUGGACCCGGAACGGAUGAGCGACCGGUCGGACAUCUUCGACCUGGCGCGGCUCUUCACAGAAGCCUACCAGCUUCCGGUCCCCACUGAACGGAUUCCGGGCGGAACUCCCCAGCCCAUCAGAGUCGGGAUAGUUGACCGGCGGCCCGGCUCGCGGGUUAUCGUUAACCAGGCGGAGGUCGAAACGAGCGCGAUUGCGCGGGGGAUGACGGUGCAGGUUAUCGGUGACGAAGUUUUCCAGAGCCUCCGGGAGACGGUGCGCGCCUUCCAGUGGGCUGACGUCAUCAUCGGCGUGCACGGGGCGGGGCUGACGCACAUGGUGUUCAUGCGCCCCGGGACGGUGUUGGUUCAGCUGGUCCCGUUCGCUGUCGACUGGGCGAGCGACAGCGCAUUCGGGGAGCCGGCGCGGAAAAACGGGUUACAUUAUCUGGGUUACAAGGUAACCGUUGAGGAGACUGGGCUGUUGAAGAAGUACGCGCCCGACGAUCCGGUUGUCACUAACCCGAAGGAGGUUUGGGAGCGGGGUUGGUCUGCGGGUGGGGAUAUCUACUUGAGAGAGGACGUCACGCUGGCGUCAGAGGGGAUCAUGGAGAUUUUGGAUUUUGUGGAACGGAAUCUGGGGAGCUCGGCGAGUGGGUCUGGCUUGGUUGGGAAGUGCAGCGGGCCUGAUAAAUUUAAUUGUAUUUGAGAGGCACCAUUGGCACAACGAAACAGCUUGUUUCAGUCAUCAGCAUACACUACUUUGUGUAACCCUGGGUUGUAAGAGUUGCCAUUUAAAGCAUUGAAGUUCGCGCUCAUACAAGGUGCAUCUUACGUUGGAGUUGGAGCGCUUACUACUGAUUGAUGGGAGCCAAGUAGACCGCCUAGACUUCCCAACAAAACUGGACUCACGAAUAAGGAUUCUUCACAGCCAGGCUCCUACGAUAGUCAAAGUAGUUGCUCUUGUUCGCCUUUGACAAUCACCUAGCUCGUAGCGUCUUGCUACGGUCUGGUAGAAAUACACAGUAGUUGACGGUCAACCUUUAUUUGUUCGUGUAUCAUAAGACAAAAAGACAUCAUUUACUUCAUUGAACGAGGUACGGCAGCAGCUGAAGCGUAC
Molecule: messenger RNA, 2774 nt
Organism: Klebsormidium nitens
Lineage: Eukaryota; Viridiplantae; Streptophyta; Klebsormidiophyceae; Klebsormidiales; Klebsormidiaceae
Source: the annotation of a GenBank genome assembly